CGAGCCGCGCGAAAGACCUCAAAGCGCCAAGAUGGCGGCGCCGGUGAGCGAUACCGGGGAGUUUGAAAGCUGGCUAAAUGAUCGCCUGGACUCGUUAGAAGUAGACCGUGAGGUUUAUGGAGCUUACAUUUUAGGAAUCCUACAAGAAGAAGAGAGUGACGAGGAGAAAAACGAUGCGCUGGAGGGAAUUUUAUCCGCAUUUCUGGAUGAAGGUGCCAUGGGAGAUGUGUGCAAGCAGAUCAUUGAUCAGUGGGCAGAGUAUUCCAGCAAGUCCGCAGGGAGGCGAAAUCCUGACGAUGCUGAGGUCCAGGCCAUCGCCACCAUGAUAGAGAAGCAAGCCCAGAUUGUGGUGAAACAGAAGGAGGUGUCCGAGGAGUCCAAGAAAAGGAAAGAAGCCCUACUUGCUCAAUAUGCAAACAUAACAGAUGAAGAGGAGGAAGCUGAAGGAGAACCAACAACUGGAAAUGACCUUCCUGGAAAUGAAAGAUCCUUGUUCAGAAACACAAACGUGGAAGAGGUGCUCACCCGGCAGAAGCAGAAGCGGGACCAGGCUCGUGAAGAUGCUCAGAAGAAGAAAGAAACGGACAAGAUGCAGCGGGAGAAGGACAAACUAGCCAAACAAGACAGGAAGGAAAAGGAGAAGAAGCGUACACAGAAAGGGGAACGCAAAAGAUAAAACCACAAAAAAGGACACUUUACAUGCAAAAUCUGUUUUAUUUCUACAACAAAAAAGGAAUGAAACCUAGAAACGUUACCUCUUUACAGCUAAGCCUUUGUAUGAAAAUCAUGUUCGUCAGACCCUUGUUAACGAGUUUCAUGCAAGACGACGUGAAUUUUCCACUUUGACCCAGAUUAUCGUCUCAGAAUUAAGAUGCGAGUUUUUAUAAAACAUGAUCAAAUAGUCGUAUUGAUGCUAACUGUACUCUGUUAUUAAACAAUGGUGUGUUGUGAAAGCUUCGCCCUCAAAUAACCGAAGCAACAGACGAAACAAUUAGAUUAUUGUGGAAAAGUCAAACAAAACGCAAUCCAGUCUAGUGUUUCCUGUUCACUUUUUGUGCCAACCUCUUAAAAAUCCUCACUUUCACGUCUAAAGGCAAGUUGUUUACAGCUUUUGGUUUUUGUUUCACUUCCUUUACAUUGUGUCUUAACAAAAGAUGUUAAAUACCUCAGAGAUAACGUGCACCACCAUAUAAGUGUUUGAGGUUUUUCUUAAAAUGACUAAUAAAAAACCAUUUUCAGACA
This is a messenger RNA of Nothobranchius furzeri (turquoise killifish), 1242 nucleotides long. RefSeq names its product coiled-coil domain containing 43 (gene ccdc43). Lineage: Eukaryota; Metazoa; Chordata; Actinopteri; Cyprinodontiformes; Nothobranchiidae. The record is from RefSeq and is a predicted model, not a curated record.